UACAAUCAUUUUCAUCUUUCCUGCUCACCCGAAGCUUCUCCCUCCUCCUCAGCUCCACGUUCUCUCAGUCCCCACCUCCCCCCGAAGCAACAACCACCACCGCAUCUAGGUCUCCGAGACGGCGCCCACCCGUUCCACUUCCUCGCCGGAUGAUCGCCGCCGGCACCGUCUCGAUGGGCCGCUCCACCACUCCAACCCCCGGGGCCCAGUCCCGGUGGCCACACGCCGUGGCGCAGCUCCGCCUAGCGCUCAGCUCCCCGUCUGCGGCAAGCAGCAGCAGCGGCAGCGGGCACUGGAUGAGCUGCUUCAGGCCAGCGCCGGUGCCAGCGACAUCGUCAUCGGCGGUUACGAUGGCGGUGAAUGAGACGAGGGGGAAGUGGGCGGAGGUGGAGAUGGAGCCUGCGCGCGGAGGAGGGGAGGACGUCUGGAGCUCCCAGGCCGAUGCGGAGGUAGCGCAGGGCGGGAGAUUCCCCGAGCACCUCGUCGUCAUGGUCAAUGGCCUCGUGGGGAGUGCUGAUGACUGGAAGUUUGCCGCAGAGCAGUUCGUGAGGCGGAUGCCAGAUAAAGUGAUCGUGCACCGGAGUCAAUGCAACUCCGCUACCCAGACAUUUGACGGAGUUGACUUGAUGGGAGAAAGGUUAGCGAACGAGGUUCUAUCAGUUGUCGAGCAAAGAAAAGGUGUGAAGAAGAUCUCAAUUGUGGCACACUCUCUAGGCGGUCUUGUUGCCAGAUACGCUAUAGGAAGGCUUUAUGGACGUAAUAGCAGACUUAAAUCAUAUGCUGAGAGCAGCAGAAAUGAAGGUCAACGCUUGGAGGGUCUCAUUGCCGGCUUAGAACCUAUGAAUUUUAUAACCUUCGCAUCACCACAUCUGGGUUCAAGUGGAAACAAACAGCUCCCUUUUCUUUGUGGCUUGCCUUUCCUGGAGCGAAGAGCAUCGGAAACUGCACAUUUGAUUGUUGGAAGAACUGGAAAACAUUUAUUCCUUACAGACAGUGAUGAUGGCAGGCGUCCACUCCUGCUUCAAAUGGUCGAUGACUGUGAUGAUAUAAAAUUCAGAUCAGGAUUGCGUUCUUUCAAACGCCGUGUCGCAUAUGCGAAUGCCAAUUUUGACCAUAUGGUGGGGUGGAGAACAUCAUCAAUCCGGCGUCAACACGAGUUGCCAAAACAUCGACUUCUUGUUCGUGAUGAGAAGUAUCCACAUAUUGUCCAUGUUGAUAGAGGAAUUACGGACAAUAAUGAAACUGAAGUCAGUGCUAAUUUGUAUGACCCAGAAGAGGAGAUGAUAAGAGGCCUAACACAAGUACCAUGGGAACGCGUUGAUGUGAGCUUCCAGAAAAGUAGUCAAAGAUUGGUUGCACAUAACACCAUCCAGGUGAAGAGCUAUUGGCUUAACUCGGACGGAGUAGACGUCAUCAACCACAUGAUGGAUAAUUUCAUCGUCUAAUCUUCCAUGUUACAGCAUGCACUGCGCCAAUACUUGUCGAGUUUGUUUACAAGUGACAGUUCAAUUUUGCGUAGCCGAUUUGACCUUGUAGGUUAUACAGUUUUCAUUCUACUUCGUUGAUUCUUUAGGUUCGUGUGCUGCAGAUGCAGGGCAGGUUCCAGCCCAAAUGUUUCUGAUCCACAUUCCUCCACAUCAACAACAACAAGGCUAUCGCAUCUGAAAUGUAAUUAUAAUCUGCCCCCUCCCGUUUUAUUGUACAGUGAAGCUAAACACAAUUUAGUGCAACCUGUUUAACCGUGCUCAGCCAAGGGUGCCAACACAGGCUCUCGGGCGUGGAAUAUUUCCCAUUUCCUGCAGAAAGUUAACUGUUUAUUUGAAAUUUC
Brachypodium distachyon (stiff brome) is the source of this 1828-nucleotide messenger RNA. RefSeq lists its product as uncharacterized. Lineage: Eukaryota; Viridiplantae; Streptophyta; Magnoliopsida; Poales; Poaceae. The transcript has 10 exons. The coding region runs from base 150 to 1445 and encodes 431 amino acids. The record is from RefSeq and is a predicted model, not a curated record.